AUGGCGGCGUCGACGUCGACUCUCUCGGUCCCUCUGCCUGACCAUGUUCAUCGUCCUGGUCCGCCACCGCCUGCUAGCUGGCAGGCUCAAGCCGCGCCGGGUCAUAAACCAAUGCGGUAUAGAGACAAGUUUCUCGCUUUGAAAGACCAAUAUGAGACUCUUGAACUCGUCCAGAAAGACCGUAAACGCGAGCUUGAGCGCGCGAUGGACAAGGAGCGCAGGAUGCAGGAUGAGGUCAAUAUGCUUCUAGAUGCCGCUGCUCAAUCCUUCCCGCACGACUUUGGCCACCCCGUACCGCCCCCGCCGCCACCGGCCCAACAGGCGUAUGAGCCUCCCCGCACUCGCGAGUCGUACGCACGCGAACCACCCUAUGACGCGCCGUCUCGUGACACAUACUACGAGCAACAACGUGCUGGGUACGCGCCUCCACCAGCUGCGUACCGCGAUGAGAGGGGACACAGGCAAGAGGAGCGACGGCCGGUAUACGACGAACGACGGCCAGUCUAUGACGAGAGGCGCCCAGUCUAUGAGGAACAACGACCUGUACAGGACGAGCGUAUGCCUGUGCAUGAUGAGAGACGUCCUGUAUACGACGCACGAAGACCUGCGCACGAUGAGCGCCGUCCUGUAUACGAUGAGCGGAGGCCAGUAUAUGACGAGCGACGUCCAACCCACGACGACCGAUACGCGCCGCCGCCACUGGAUACGCCGCAAGAUAGCCGCCGACCGGUAUACGACGAACGCCGAGUUCCGCCGUCUUCUGCUCCCAUCUCACCGCACGACGACCGUGGCCCACGUCUGCCUGUUCCUGAAGGACGCAGGCAGGUUUAUGAUGAGCGUGUGCCCGUAUAUGAUGAGAGACGUCCUGUAUAUGACGAGCGGCCGACAUUGUCACCUAUUGAUGACCGUCGCGGGCCUCCAGUUGACGAUCGUCGCGUGGUACCCGUCGAUGACCGUCGGGCGCCUUCUCUUGACGAGCGCAGGAUACCUUAUGACCCUGCUCGGCACUCGACGUACUCUUCGCCUCCACCACCUCGAUCGCAUGCUCGUGGGGAAUACAGCCCACCACAGCCGCCACGCCAGCCUGUAUAUGCUGCUGCACCCUCCCGUGAGCCAUCAUACGGGGCCAGGGAAAGAGAGACAUCGUACGCACGCGAAGUUCCUCCUUCCUAUGCCGGCGCACCUUCGCUUCGCGAACGGGAGAUGUCAUACCCUACCGCGCCGCCACCUCCCCGGGAUCGGGAAACUUCCUACCCGUCAUCAGCCGCCCGAGAAGCUUCGUACCCUUCAACGCCUGCCCGCGAAACGUCUUACUCCCGCGAGCAGGCGUAUGUAAACGGAAACGGGGCUGGGAAUGGGAGUGCGCCUGGGCAUUCGAGGAGAGGGUCGGUUGGAAGUAUACAUGGGCCUACGAGUGCGAAUGGUCAUGCGCAAGCCGGCGAGGGAUGGGCGUCACCUGGCGCGCGGUGA
Molecule: messenger RNA, 1470 nt
Organism: Peniophora sp. CBMAI 1063
Lineage: Eukaryota; Fungi; Basidiomycota; Agaricomycetes; Russulales; Peniophoraceae
Source: the annotation of a GenBank genome assembly